UAGAGAAGCUACCACCCGUACACCCCGCCUUCCCACCCACGGGUAAAGUGGCGCCGCCUACGCACAGGCACAGUCCCUGGGCUCCCGCCCCGGCGCGGAGACCACCGUGGACAUCCGGGGGCGGGAGGCCGCUCUGGCCCCAAGUGGAGCCUCUCUCUGGUAGACGAGCCCGAGGGAGCCCUUCUGGGCGCGGCGCCGCUGAGCUGCUCUAUGCUCCAACCGGAAGUGCUCUUCACCGCCGGCCUCCCACCCAGCUCUCUGGUCCCGGCGGUAAGAUGGCGGCUGCCGCGGAGUGCGAUGUGGUAAUGGCGGCGACCGAGCCAGAACUGCUCGACGACCAAGAGGCGAAGAGGGAAGCAGAGACUUUCAAGGAACAAGGAAAUGCAUACUAUGCCAAGAAAGAUUACAAUGAAGCUUAUAAUUAUUAUACAAAAGCCAUAGAUAUGUGUCCUAAAAAUGCUAGCUAUUAUGGUAAUCGAGCAGCCACCUUGAUGAUGCUUGGAAGGUUCCGGGAAGCUCUUGGAGAUGCACAACAGUCAGUGAGGUUGGAUGACAGUUUUGUCCGGGGACAUCUACGAGAGGGCAAGUGCCACCUCUCUCUAGGGAAUGCCAUGGCAGCAUGUCGCAGCUUCCAGAGAGCCCUAGAACUGGAUCAUAAAAAUGCUCAGGCACAACAAGAGUUCAAGAAUGCUAAUGCAGUCAUGGAAUAUGAGAAAAUAGCAGAAACAGAUUUUGAGAAGCGAGAUUUUCGGAAGGUUGUUUUCUGCAUGGACCGUGCCCUAGAAUUUGCCCCUGCCUGCCAUCGCUUCAAAAUCCUCAAGGCAGAAUGUUUAGCAAUGCUGGGUCGUUAUCCAGAAGCACAGUCUGUGGCUAGUGACAUUCUACGAAUGGAUUCCACCAAUGCAGAUGCUCUGUAUGUACGAGGUCUUUGCCUUUAUUACGAAGAUUGUAUCGAGAAGGCAGUUCAGUUUUUCGUACAGGCUCUCAGGAUGGCUCCUGACCACGAGAAGGCCUGCAUUGCCUGCAGAAAUGCCAAAGCACUCAAAGCAAAGAAAGAAGAUGGGAAUAAAGCAUUUAAGGAAGGAAAUUACAAACUAGCAUAUGAACUGUACACAGAAGCCCUGGGGAUAGACCCCAACAAUAUAAAAACAAAUGCUAAACUCUACUGUAAUCGGGGUACGGUUAAUUCCAAGCUUAGGAAACUAGAUGAUGCAAUAGAAGACUGCACAAAUGCAGUGAAGCUUGAUGACACUUACAUAAAAGCCUACUUGAGAAGAGCUCAGUGUUACAUGGACACAGAACAGUAUGAAGAAGCAGUACGAGACUAUGAAAAAGUAUAUCAGACAGAGAAAACAAAAGAACACAAACAGCUCCUAAAAAAUGCGCAGCUGGAACUGAAGAAAAGUAAGAGGAAAGAUUACUACAAGAUUCUAGGAGUGGACAAGAAUGCCUCUGAGGAUGAGAUCAAGAAAGCUUAUCGGAAACGGGCCUUGAUGCACCAUCCAGAUCGGCAUAGUGGAGCCAGUGCUGAGGUUCAGAAGGAGGAGGAGAAGAAGUUCAAGGAAGUUGGAGAGGCCUUUACUAUCCUCUCUGAUCCCAAGAAAAAGACUCGCUAUGACAGUGGACAGGACCUAGAUGAGGAGGGCAUGAACAUGGGUGAUUUUGAUCCAAACAAUAUCUUCAAGGCAUUCUUCGGCGGUCCUGGCGGCUUCAGCUUUGAAGGUAGGUGGGCCUGCUGUUCUUGGGAAUUCCCAGAUCACGAGCCAACACACUCACUGCCUCUUAGGCAGCUCUUUGGGAGUCAGAGGGGCCCAUGAGUGGGGGCAGCUGAAUUCUCAUCUAGCAGGGCAUCUAUCCACUUGGCUGUUGCUAAAGAUGAAGACAGGAAGGUUCCCAGGCACCCCUUGCCUUGGGACCUUUAGCCACUGCAUCUCUGCAGGGUCAGGGAGACAUCUCUGACUGCCUAGUACCAAGGCUUCUCUGCAAGAGCAAAGGGUACUAUAUAGAUAAUGCUGAGGUCAGAAGCUACCCAUGUAUAAUAUAGUCACAUGCUCCCUCUUGCACCCAAAAACAGCGCCUGAGCUGUUUGAUACCCAUAGUUUCUCUCUGUGUUUGAGUUUGAAGCAGCCCUUGAAGACUUUUCCAUAAUCAGAGCAAAGUGAUCUUCCCUAGAAUUAAUCCAUAGCCAACUACCAACCCCUCUUUUCUCUUUCAGCAUCUGGUCCAGGGAAUUUCUUUUUUCAAUUUGGCUAAUGAAGGGCAACCACCCAGAACCCAGAAAAUGCAGAUUCACUCAGUUUAAUCUUGAAUGUGGAAACAGUUCACCUCCUCCCUUCAUCACGUCUCCGUGUACUUAGAGCAGUUUCGUUUUCUCAGUUGGAUGCCCUGUGUCUCUGUGAGUGGGGUGGAGCAAAGGGAACCAGUGCCGAAGACUGCGGGCAGGGGAGGGAGGCGGGCGUGGACAGGGAGGCAGCUUGUGAAUUUUUGUUUUACUGUUUAACUUUAUUAAAAAAGAAGAAAAAAAGAAGAGAAUAAAAUGUUUUGACCCUUUCUGGCCCUUUGCUCUGGCAUCUGCUUUGUCUCCAGAGUCUGUGAGCCAGAGCUGAGCCCGACCUGGACUUGGGGUGCAGCAAGCUGCCGCAUGCGGGCUGUGGGCACCGAGCCUGGUGGCGGGUGGGGUACUCUGCCUCUCCCAGACCUGUCCAGCAUGUGAGUGCUAGGCAGGCCCUGGCUGUGCCUCUGGGCCCAGCCUAACAUCAGUCACGGAGAAGCGAGUUCAGAAAGCAUGCUCACUUUACAGUGGGGCCCCAGAAAUCACUAGAAGCUGUGUGCGUCCAAAGCUCAGGUGGGUACUGACCUAGACAGGGCAGUUUACUUACAAAGACUCUCACAGUUCCUAUUGCAGUGUGGGUUUGAGGGAGAUGGUAGACAGAGAUAAAAUCCUGCCUCCUGACCCCCAGACCCGUUUGAGGUGGGACAGGUGGCUCCAGAGCUCUGGUCUGGCCACUCACUAUUUUUCGCAAAAGCCCCUGGCCUUCUCUGCUCCCUUUCUGCAUGCAGGAGACACGCUGCUCACGGAUGCAGCGGCAUGUACCAUGCUGUCCUGUCAAGUGUGGUGUUCAAGGUGAGUAGCCUUCCCAGGAGCUCUAGGCAGAGACUUGAAGCUCUAGCUAAAGUUCAGAGAUGGCCAGGGAAAGGCCUUGACUAGAAAGGUAACUAACUUAGGAUUUCUCUUCAUCCGAGCUCCUGCCCCCUUCUUUCAAGUCUUCCCCGGCUGGUGCCUUAGUCAUGGUGAAAUGAUGCCUGAGUCAGGCCUGGGAAGUUUCCCAUGUGGCUGACUAGGCCUCUGAUGGCCUGGAAGGGACUCAAAUGUUAGGUCUUCCCUGGUGCUUGAAGUUGCAGUGACCUGCAGGUGGCCUUCCCUAGAGAACUGGGAGAAACCCAUACCAGGAGCUUUGGGUCUUACUGAGCUCUUUCUGAUCCAGUGGGCUGGGGACACCUGUGGGCCUGGUGCCCUGGUUAAUGGAAGAUGAGAGGCUUUUGUGCGCCACGUCCCUCGUACCCAGCCAACCCCCACCUUCUGUAUGAGUCUGAGGCCAGCCUCUGCUUUCUGCCUCCUCAUGAAAGCCAACACUGUUCAGCUGCCCAACCUCACCACAGCUGUGCCCGGCCAGCAGAGGGGAGACAGGACCGAUGGCCCCAAGCUGUGGGACAAAGCCAGUCCUAAUAUACCCAGCCCUAGGGAAGACUGAGCUGGGCACAGAAGGGUAAGAGAGACUGCACACAGCUAGGAUUAACAUGAUUUAUUUCAUUAUCAGUCUUACAAGUUGCCGAGGUUGGGCAAAGCCAGGAUAGUAACUUAAAUCCAAAGCACUUUUGUUGAGUGACAACCCAAUUAGCAAGGCCCUGUUACUGAACAGAGGGCAGUGGAGGGCACCCCAGGAACCACAGCACACAGACCAGUGUUAGAAACCCCUUCUCAGAAGCAACCGGUGGGACUUGGCCCUUACCAGCCAGGGGUCUACUCCAUUGGCUCUUGGUGCCCACCAGCCCCCGUUAGAGGAGGCCCAGAGGCCUCCAGAGGCACCAUGGAGGCAAGAUGGGCUGGGUAGAGAGCAGGACUGGAACUUCCUCACCAGGGUGCUGCCUCUGGCCCCGAUCUCCCCAUCCACACAGCGGAGCCACGCCACUGGAAAGGACGGCCAGUCCAGCCCCUUCCUGGAGUGAGGCCCCCAGGCAGCGGGGAUGUGGCGGCUGCUUAACUGUUCUGCUUUCUUCCCUAGUUAUCAAACUGUUACCUAGUUAUGGUGUGAAGGGGAGGGGGCAGGGACUUAGGACCAAAGGUGGGAGGUAAGCUCUUUUUUCUACCCUGGUAAAUAGACCCAGCCUUCUUGGGGCUACACUGAUUAAGAAAUGGGAUCACUCAGGAGGAUUGCUUGAGCCCAGGAGUUCGAGGCUGCAGUGAGCCAUGAUCACACCACUACACUCCAGCUUGGGAAAUAGCAGGACCCUGUCUCUAAAAACAAAGAAAGAAAAAAGACAAGGAGAUGGAAUCAAAGCCCAGAGGUCCUCCCCUUCUCAGAGCCACCACUAGUUCUCUGUGACCAUGGAAAACUACCCCCUGCCCCACUGCCUUUUGUCUCUGGUCAGUGGGUUUUGAGGGGCUCUGAGGUGUCUCCCCACUCACCCAGCUCUGGGCAGAGCAGCUGGGCUGGGCUGGGCUGGGGCUGAGCAAACCAGAACCUGGAAGUAGGGCUCGGGGUUCUGGCUGUGGCCCCACGCCUGGCUUGGCCCAGCCUCGUUAGCUUUGGUCCAGGUUCCUGAAUGGUGCCUCCCUGCCCACCUUGUGUUGGGAGUGUGAGCAUUAGAGGGGAAGAGGACGGACAGGAAGGGAGGGUCAGUUAUUUUACAAGUUUUUAAAAAGUUAUAGGUAGGUUAACUUUGAGUAAAAAAAAAAAAAAAAAAA
Molecule: messenger RNA, 4966 nt
Organism: Nomascus leucogenys (northern white-cheeked gibbon)
Lineage: Eukaryota; Metazoa; Chordata; Mammalia; Primates; Hylobatidae
Gene: DNAJC7
Product: DnaJ heat shock protein family (Hsp40) member C7
Exons: 13
Coding region: 276-1817 (513 amino acids)
Molecular function (GO): protein binding
Source: RefSeq, a predicted model, not a curated record